This is a messenger RNA of Hirsutella rhossiliensis, 1257 nucleotides long. RefSeq names its product subtilase family domain-containing protein. Gene Ontology annotation, biological process: proteolysis. Bases 1 to 1257 code for a protein of 418 amino acids. Lineage: Eukaryota; Fungi; Ascomycota; Sordariomycetes; Hypocreales; Ophiocordycipitaceae. The transcript is spliced from 2 exons. The record is from RefSeq and is a predicted model, not a curated record. Gene Ontology annotation, molecular function: serine-type endopeptidase activity.
AUGGUCAACCUCAAGCACUUGGCCGUGGUGGCGGCGGCCCUCUUCUCCUCUGUCCUUGCGGUCCCCAUGGUGGCGGCGAAAGGCCAAUCGGUAGCUACUAGCCAGCAGAGCACCCCUAUCAAGGGAAAGUACAUCAUUGCCCUGAAGCCUGGCCUGAAGACUCGCGACCUCGACACCCAUCUGGAUUGGGUUGACGGCGUCCACAAGCGCGGUCUGAGCGCCCAGCAGUUUCAGGGCGUCGAGAAGACAUACUCGGGCAGUUCUAACUUCCGUGGUUAUGCCGGCCACUUUGACGACGCAACAAUCGCCGCGAUUCGAGAGAAUCCCGAUGAGAACCAUAUUGAGCCUCGGACUGCCCGAGGCGAGAAGACAGUGACUCUGGAAAAAAGGCAUCUGUCUACCCAGCGCAACUCUACCUGGGGUCUGGGAGCCAUUUCGCACCGCAAGCUAGGAUCUGCCAAUUACGUCUACAACGCCAACGCUGGCGAGGGCACCUAUGCCUACGUUGUGGACAGUGGCGUCCUCAUCUCACACCAGGAGUUUGAGGGCCGCGCCGAGGUCGCCUACACGGCUUUUGAGAACGAGACGGCGGAUACCUUUGGCCACGGCACGCACGUCGCCGGCACCAUCGGCGGGAAAACGUACGGUGUGGCCAAGAAGACCAAGAUCCUCUCUGUCAAGGUCUUCCAGGGCCGCCGCUCGGCCACGUCCAUAAUCCUGGGCGGCUUCAAUUGGGCCUGCAACCACAUUGUCGACAAGAGACGAACCGAGACAGCUGUCAUCAACAUGUCCCUAGGAGGCAGUUAUUCUGCCCUCUUCAACCUAGCGGUUGAGACGGCCUCCGAGUCUGGUGUCAUAUCCGUCAUCGCGGCCGGAAACGAGGGCGAGGAUGCCAGCGACGUAUCUCCAGCUUCGGCCCCCAGCGCCAUCACGGUCGGUGCCAUCGGCGUAAACUGGACGAUGGCCGAUUACUCCAACUACGGUCCAGUCGUGGACAUCUUCGGCCCCGGUUCCAAAAUCACCUCUGCCUGGAUCCGCAACAACACCGACACCAACACCAUCUCGGGCACUUCCAUGGCGACGCCGCACGUCGUCGGCCUUGCCUUGACCGCCAUAUCCGUUGACCACGUCACGGGCGUGGCCGACGUCACCAAGCACCUCAAGGAGACGGCGACCAAGGACCAAAUCACUGGCGACCUCAAGGACUCGCCUAAUCUAGUGGGCAACAACAACAAUGCUCACGGUUCUGACGAGUGA